Armigeres subalbatus is the source of this 2856-nucleotide messenger RNA. RefSeq lists its product as uncharacterized. The transcript is spliced from 4 exons. The record is from RefSeq and is a predicted model, not a curated record. The coding region runs from base 905 to 1414 and encodes 169 amino acids. NCBI's taxonomy places the organism in Eukaryota, Metazoa, Arthropoda, Insecta, Diptera, Culicidae.
UCGGCGAUCACAACUAAUCGGAAUUGAAAAAUAAUGCUUUAUUUGACUUACCGAAUGUCUUGUGUGAAUAUAAAACACAAUUUCCGUGCUUCAAACAAACUUUAAAAUUUAUAAAAGAGGCCGAAGUCUUAUUUUUAAAAUUAACAACUUGUAGAAACGAAAUGAAAAAAAUGGUGACUUUGCCUUCCAGAAAUUCCUGUGCGCACAAUUUACCCAUUUUUAUUUCUAGCAAUCGAUCUCGUCAAUGGGAGAAAAAUACCCUUUUUUUGUUUCUGAAAAUAUACUCGUUUUUUGACAUCUUGGAACAAUUCCAAAAAAUGGGUGAAUCUUCCACAUUUAAUGGGUAUCUUCAUGCUUCCGUGCGGUAUACAGCUACUCCACCAAUAUUAUACACUGCUAGAAAAAACAUUUUGAUUUUCAUAAGUUCUGCCUUAUGAAACCCUAUGAAUUCAUUAUAUUUUAAUUUCAUAAGGUACCAAUGGAAACCAUAAGUUUGCCUUAUGAAAUUCAUAGCUGUUUAUUGUGUUAAAUUAUCAUAAGGCUUUCUUAUGAAGAAGCCUUGUUCAUUUCAACGUUCAUUCUACUGACAGCUGCCAAAUAAAAAUGGCGUGCUCCCGGCAAAAUUUUUAUUUAAGCAAAUCUCUUUUGUUAUGUUCUCGACGUAUCUACACAAACGUACUGAACAGAACUGAAGUGAUCAUUUAACAAUUAUCAAUUAUUAUUCCUGGCUCAAUAAUUCAUUAAAGUGCACCAAGUGCACAUCUUGAAUAACAAUCCUAGUGUGCUGCCAGUACAGGAUCCAGCGAUCAAUAUGAAGACACGUCGGUCCGAUUCGGAAAAAAAUGAGACCAUCCAUGCAUAGCAUCCACAUCCAGAAGCCCGUUGCUUUCAUCCUGCCUGAUUGAUGAUUUUCCACGUCAUCAGUGUGAUGAAAGUACCAUCAACCUGCACUACCGAAACUCAAGGAUGGCCAACUAUUUAUCUGGAAGCAACAGCAUGGACCAUGAAUCAAUUGGACCGAAAUUCCUCCGAAAAUAAAAACAACUCCACGAGUCACGCUGCUAUGCCUUUUCCCCACGGUUUAGAAUGUCCUCUAUUGUGCCAAGUUUGCACACAGGCUCAAGGGGUGCAGUUCUUUAGUCAUAUAGUGCGAGUUGCAUACGCUAAAUCUGGACAGACGAUACGAGAAAGUGACUUCUAUCAGGUUUCGGAGAAAAUCGCCAAGAUCAGGGAAAAAAUUGUCGUUGCCACGAACUGCAUCAUCAGUACUUUAAGCUUGUCGUCGUUGAAUAGCAGCAGCAGCUUGGACGAUAUCAAGAAGGAAACUCAGGAAUUGCAUGAACUGGAACUGAGAAGAAAGCUUGGUGAUCCGCAGCAAAGAACGUCAAGAACGAACGAACGAUCUUUCGAUUAGCAUGAACGAUGUUUCUGUAGCCGUUGAGCAAAGGAAGUAAUGGUGUCUAGAGUGCACGUAUUUGUAACAGCGUAUCGAUUACAGCAUCUCGUACAGAUUGUACAUUCGUGUGAAGGAAUUUAGCUAGUUGAACGCCUCCUUCUGAUUGAUCUUAAACUAUAGUUCGUGUUAGUCAGCAGUUGUUCGAAACUUAUAUUUACUGUUGACCUUUACUUAUUACUGGGGAGCAUAUUUAAUCUGUCCUAUAUGGAUUCGAACGCCACCAUUUCGUGAUCUAUCAACAAAAACUUUAGCGUAUUUAGAAGUUUGAUCAUGCUUCAAACUCACGCUCCCUGUUUAUGAGAGCAGAAACCGAAAAGCAAACAGAAAAGGUCUACUACAAUGACUAAGGAACACAAGCAUGUUGACGUUUAUUUUUCUUCUUCAAUGGCUGUACUUUUCAACUGGAACUUGGCUCGCUUUCAACUUCUUGGACAUGUCCACAGUUAUUAAUUUAAAGCUUCUGCUCGUCAAUUGCAUGAAUGUGCAUCUUGUGUGGCAAGUACAAUAAAUACACUAUGCCCAGAGAGCCAGGAAUGUUUCGCACCCGAAAACAUCAGUGCUGUCCAAUGAGCAGCACGAAGUAGUUUGGGAAGUUAUUUCCAUUCCUCUCAUGUCCCUUUCGGGACCAAAGAUCGAAUUCGCCAUUUCAGGAUUGGCAAUCCCAUGCCUUUGUUCACAAGCCGGCAUUCAACAUUGGAAUUUUGCCGUUUAAAUGGUUUCAACUAGGAAAUUACAAGACCUAUGUCGUUUGUCAUUACGAUGUCGAUAUUAUUGACUCAAGUGUAACGCUGCAUGUUAAUAUAUACGAUCAUCGGUUCUCCAGUUAGCCUUGCGAGCAAAGGCAUAGGAUUGCCAAUCCGGAGAAGAAAGCUGGAGAGUUCGAUUCUCGGUACGGUCUAAGAUGUUUUUGGGUGGGAACUUUCUCGAUCUCUUGGGCAUAGUGUAUCCUUUGUACUUGCCACAUAAGAUACAUACUUAUGCAAUGGCGGGUGAAGAAAAGCUUUCAAUUAAUAACUGUGGAAAUGUUAUAUGUUGAAAAGCCGACCAUGUUCCAGUUGAAAUAUAGAGCCAUAGAAGAAGAAAUUCGAUCAGCAUCUUCAAAUUACUUAGCUCUGAAUUUGUGGUUUUGUUUCAUGCAUUUCCUAUUACUGCAGCAGUUUUUAAUUCCAUUAUUAUACAGAUUUUUCGUAAAUCAAUUGAGAUAGUAAUCGAUAGCCAUAGCAAUUUCGUCGUCGUGCUUUUCUCAAAUAUUGGCCAAAUCACACCAUAUAACAAUUCCGGAUGUCCGCUACUUAUACCCUAGACCAUGGUGUGUACUAAUACCCUAAAGGUAUAAAAUGUACAUAUUUAUAUGGAGUGUUAGUAAGUGUUUUAAAUAAAGACAGAGUUAUUGAACAACA